AUGAAUCCCUUCGCGAAGAAGCCAACGCCGCGAGAGGCGAUCAGGAACAGCAAGCGGGAGCUGACGAACGCGACAAGAGGUAUUGAGAGGGACAUCGGGACAUUACAACAAGAGGAAAAGAGACUAGUUGCUGAAAUCAAAAGGACUGCAAAAACUGGCAAUGAGGCCGCAACUAAAAUUCUGGCCCGUCAACUGAUCAGGUUAAGACAGAAAAUAUCUACUUUACAAGGUAGCCGAGCUCAGAUUCGUGGCAUCGCGACACACACACAGGCGAUGCAGGCCAACACUUCAGUGUCUGCUGGCAUGCAAAGUGCGAGUAAAGCGAUGGGAGCUAUGAACAAGCAAAUGGAUCCCGCCAAGCAAAUGAAAGUAAUGCAAGAAUUCCAAAAGCAGUCAGCACAAAUGGAUAUGACGAACGAGAUGAUGUCAGACUCAAUCGACAAUGUCUUAGACGAUGACCAGGCUGAGGACGAAACUGAAGAGCUUGCUAACCAGGUGCUCGACGAGAUUGGUGUUGACGUUGCCUCACAGUUGUCCUCGGCUCCCAAAGGAAGAAUUGCUGGAAAGAAGGUUCAGGCUGAUGAGAGGUUCGGAAUUGGAAGAGCUCGAGCAGAGGCUGGCUGCUCUGAAAAAUCCAUAAAGUGA
Triticum turgidum subsp. durum (durum wheat) is the source of this 645-nucleotide messenger RNA. NCBI's taxonomy places the organism in Eukaryota, Viridiplantae, Streptophyta, Magnoliopsida, Poales, Poaceae. The record is from the annotation of a GenBank genome assembly.